AUGUCUAGUGACUUUGAGCACGAAGUUGUCACUGCACAAUAUAAAAACAAACCUCAGGGUGGUGGUGAGGCAUCCUUAGGGAAGCAGACGCAGGAGGCAAAUGUGUCAGCUCUGACAGCGUCUAUCGCCAAGCUGCAGCAGGAGAAACAACAGCUGCAGAAAGAGAAGGACGAGCUGCAGACCAAGCUCGCUGCAAAGAUGGCUACUAAAGCUCCUGCUGUGGUGACGUCGGCUCCUAUCGUCUGCCCCAACGACUGGCACCUCUUUAACAACAGCUGUUACUUAAUCUCCAGGAACUCGCGGGAUUGGCCAGAGAGCAAGUCAUUCUGUGAGAGCAAAGGUGCUCACCUGGCCAUCAUCCACACACCUGAGGAGCAGACAUUUCUUUGGAAUCUUCUUCCCAGAGGACACUGGAACUCCUACUGGUUUGGAAUAACUGAUGAAAAAACAGAAGAUGAGUGGAAAUGGGUCGACGGCACUCCGCUGAUCGGAGG
Molecule: messenger RNA, 494 nt
Organism: Haplochromis burtoni (Burton's mouthbrooder)
Lineage: Eukaryota; Metazoa; Chordata; Actinopteri; Cichliformes; Cichlidae
Product: CD209 antigen-like protein E
Source: RefSeq, a predicted model, not a curated record